AUGGAGAGAUCCGCUGAUUCAGAACAAAUCCCAACGCAACAGUUUGGACGAACGUCAGGAAGAUACCUCUCCUCGUUUCGAUUGACUCUGGCCAACGUAUCGGAGACGGAAUGGCAGAAAAACUCCUCCCCGAUGCCGAUGACGUCGCUGAGCUUAGAGACAAGCAUCAGCGAAGUGUUCAUUGUCUUCAAGAACGCGUCAAAGACAGUGGAGACUUCGAGCGCUGUGCCCGUGACGGCGGCUCCCACAACCGCAAUGAGUCUUUUGGGUGACGAGUUUCAGAUCGAGGCUGAGGACUUGUGUGAGACAGACACCGACAUGGAAAUCUUGCUCACGAUCUUGAUCACAUCCGCACCCACUCACCAGGUACAGCGGAACACAAUCCGCCAGACCUGGGGCCAUUUCGCGAUGCGACGUGACAUACGGAUAGCUUUCGUCGUCGGCGUGUCCGGGAAUCAAAAGGUGGAGGACCAAAUAGCAGAGGAAAGCCGGCUCUUCCGGGACAUCAUCCAGAUAUCCCUAGUGGACAACUACUUCAAUCUCACGUCAAAAGUACGCUCCAUGCUGCGCUGGACGUCGGUGCACUGCAGCAACACGCAGUUCCUGCUGAAGACAGACGACGACAUGUUCAUCAACAUCCCCGUCCUCUUGGACUUCCUGCGCAGUCGUGCCAAUAUUUCGAAUGUGAUAUACGGUCGGAUCGCGACCAAGUGGAAGCCGGCGCGGAGCAAGAAGUCCAAGUGGUUCGUGUCCAAGGGGGAGUGGGAGUCGAAAUUUUACCCGAACUUUGUGACCGGGCCAGCCUACUUGAUGACGUUCGACUGCGUGACCAAGUUGCUUGCAGCUGCUGAGGGGGUUCCACUACUCAAGUUGGAAGACGUGUUCACCACUGGCAUUCUGGCGGAGAAGGCGGGCAUUCGCAGGGAAGGGGUGAAAAAGUUCUCCAACAUACGGCCGAAGAUCAACAACACGUGUGCGCUAUCCAAGUUGAUCAGCGCGCAUGACAUCAAGUCGAGCGAGAUGUUCGAUAUCUGGAGGCGGCUGCAGGACCCAGGCAGGAAGCCCUGCAAGGGUUGAUUCACGCUUUCCAUGCCCCCCACCCCCGCUUCUUCGUGUGUGCCACUCAUUGAUGGUGGAGAUGGAAACCUGGAGGCACAGUUUAUCGGUAAAUGUUCGUCGGGACGCUUUAUUGUGUGUGUAACGCACGGCGCGGUUACCGACGCUACGAAUUUUUCUACGUUUUCACGUGAGAAGUCGAGUGAGAGUCCUUUUUUGUUUUUUUUUGUUAAUGUAUAUGUUUUUCGACGUGGCUUCUGCCUCUUCAGAAGGCCUCAGAAGUCAACCGGAUUCGGAAAAGAAUCGGC
Molecule: messenger RNA, 1364 nt
Organism: Notodromas monacha
Lineage: Eukaryota; Metazoa; Arthropoda; Ostracoda; Podocopida; Cyprididae
Source: the annotation of a GenBank genome assembly